ACCCGAAAAACUCGAUCUAACCCGAAAAAUCCGAUCCGAUAUGAACCGAUAUAAAAGAUUCCCCAUGGACCGCAAUUUACUCACCCAUCACAUUCACAUCAAAGAUCAUCAAGAGUGAGUAUCUGUAUAAAAGAUCGUCAGUGGACCGCAAUUUACUCGCCCAUCACUUCUCUCACUCAUUGGUCACUGCUAGUGGUGUGUGGUGUUGUUGUUGUGGGACUCCAAUUUCCGCAUUCUUCAGCGCCGCCCCCUCAUCCGCUUCUUGCUCCGAGUUACUGAGUGAGUUAGCGAGUUGAUUGAGUGAGUGAGUGAGUGAGUGAGUGAGUGAUUGGGUCAAACAAUAUCUCUCUUAUUUUCGAAUUGAGGGGUAUAAAUGGGGGCUGACCCAAAUUCAAAUCAAAAUGGAAACGAUGUUGUAGUUGCUGCUAAUUUCAAGGAGGAAGAGAAAGCUCCAUUGGUGUUGGGUCUUCAACCCUCUGCCCUUGUUGAUCAUGUGGCAAGGGUUAAUUGGUCUUUGCUUGAUCAAAUUCCUGGUGAAAGGGGUGGCUCUAUUCCGGUUGCAUUGGAGGAUGUAGAACACAUACUUGCCGAGGUAAAAACCCAUAUAACCCCAACCCAAGAUGACUUGCCUCCUAUAAAGACGCUCGGUGGAGGUAGUGUAGCAAACACAAUUCGAGGUUUGUCUGCGUGCUUUGAUGUGACUUCUGGUCUCGUUGGUGCUUGUGGUGAUGAUGAGCAAGGGCAGUUGUUUAUGCAUAACAUGAGCUCGAAAGAUGUCGAUCUGUCUAGAAUGAGAACAAAGAAGGGAGCCACUGCCCAAUGCGUCUGCUUGGUUGAUGCAGUUGGAAAUCGCACGAUGCGACCUUCCCUUGCGCAGGCCGUUAGACUUAAGGCAGAAGAGUUGAUUGAAGAUAACUUCAGGGGCUCCAAGUGGUUGGUAAUGAGGUUUGCAGCGAUCAAUUUGGAACUUAUACAUGCUGCUGUUAGGAUUGCCAAACGGGAUGGACUUCUUGUCUCCUUGGACUUGGCCAGUUUUGAGAUGGUGCGAAGCCAUAAGUCAGCUUUGGUAGAACUUCUCGAGUCUGGAGAUAUUGAUCUUUGCUUUGCCAAUGAAGAUGAAGCUAUGGAGGUUGUGAGGGGAAAACACGACACAAGUCCUGAAGCUGCUCUUGAUUAUCUAGCCACACAUUGCCGAUGGGCUGUUGUGACGCUUGGCUCCAAGGGUUGCAUUGCGAAGCAUGAGAAGGAGGUCUGUUGGGUCUACUCAGAUGGAAUGACAGUGAAGCUUCCGGCGAUAUGGGAAGCACGGCCAUGCGAUGCCACGGGAGCAGGCGAUCUCUUUGCCAGCGGAUUCCUAUACGGUUUGAUAAAGGGUUUGUCCAUUGAAGAUUGCUGUAGAGUUGGAUCUUGUAGUGGCGGUUCUGUAAUUCGUUCACUUGGGGGUGAUGUAACUCCAGACAACCGUAAUUGGAUGUAUAAGCAGAUGCAGAUCAAGGAUCUUCCUCUUCCCAAACUCGAUGUUGCUUGUUGUUAGUUAGGAAGAGUUGACUGGUUAAAGCGCAGCUUUUGUUUACACGCGGAGAGGUAUUGGACUGCGAGUUCUUGUAGAUCGCCAUCUUAAGCAAGUUAUACAUCUUCUUAUGUUUGCUUUUAGAUUUGCUAUUAUUUAGGGUAACUUAAUUUGUGAUGUGCUAUGGAGUUCAAGAGUCAUUGUAAACAUUAUUCCUUUAGAAGCUGAAAAAAUGGUUCACCCAUUAAUAAAAAUAAGCAAAAUUUCUCAUUA
This is a messenger RNA of Spinacia oleracea (spinach), 1783 nucleotides long. RefSeq lists its product as uncharacterized. The coding region runs from base 374 to 1534 and encodes 386 amino acids. The record is from RefSeq and is a predicted model, not a curated record. The transcript has 8 exons. Lineage: Eukaryota; Viridiplantae; Streptophyta; Magnoliopsida; Caryophyllales; Amaranthaceae.